GGAAUUCAUCGAAUUUAUCUUCUUACUCCAUUUAGUUCCAUAUCUCUAAUAAAUACUCCAAAUAAAAAAAAACUACAAUUAUUUGUAUCUUCUUCUGGGCACAAAAACUCUGCAUAUAUUCUCUUCUCCUCUCUAUAAUUCCCAAAACCAACCCCAUUUCAAUUCUUUCACCAAUUAAAAUCACCCUCCUCUUCAAUUCCGUGAUUUCCAACAGACGUUCCUGUCUGAAAUCUUGGAUUUCUAUCAAAAAUUUAUCAAAAAUAGUCUUCGACGAGCACAUUCUUGAUAAAUUCGCAUGUUUCUAAUAGUGACACCUUCAGGCACAAGAGAAAAAUACGUGUGUUUCUAGUAGUGACACCCUCCAGACACAAGAGAAAACUACGUGUGUUUCUAGUAGUGACACCCUCCAGACACAAGAGAAAACUACGCGUGUUUCUAGUAGUGACACCCUCCAUACACAAGAGAAAACUACGUGUGUUUCUAGUAGUGAAACCCUCCAUACACAAAAGAGAAAUACGCGUGUGUUUCUAGUUGUGACACCCUCUAGAUACACUAAAAAUGGCUAGUCAUCAUGAACAUACAUACAUUGUUAGUACUGAUGAUGACGAAGAAGAAGAUGAUUAUGAUGAAGAAAUUGUCGAAGAAGAUGAAAGCGCGUACUCCCAACAUAAGUUUAGCAAAAUUCAUGAACCAUGUAGUAGUAGUGGUGGUCGUGAUGGCAGAAAUGAUAAAGUUGGAUUAAACAUCAUCAUAGGAUUAUUUUUCUCAAGAAAUAAAUUCAUUGACCCUAAAGCCCAAUGGGUUCAAGAAUGGAACAGAGUUUUCUUGCUAGUAUGUGCACUUGGUCUUUUUGUUGAUCCACUUUUUUUCUAUGCAAUUUCUAUAAGUGAAAGUUGUAUGUGCCUUUUCAUCGAUGGGUGGUUCGCCGUCGCCGUGACGGUUUUCCGGUGUAUGACUGAUGGUUUACAUGUAUGGAAUAUGUGGUUGCAAUUCAAGAUGAUGAUAAAUAGAAGAAGAAAUAUGCCAUACUUGAAGUCUAACAAAGGUUUCUUGUUUGAUCUCUUUGUCAUACUCCCUUUACCUCAGCUAGUGAUGUGGGUAGGAAUUCCAAUUCUAUUGGAAAAAGAUUUAACAACAACAGUGAUGACAGUUUUAUUAAUUAUAUUCUUAUUUCAAUAUCUUCCCAAAAUCUAUCACUCAAUUUGCCUCUUGAGAAGAAUGCAGAAUCUGUCUGGCUACAUUUUUGGCACUGUUUGGUGGGGAAUUGCACUUAAUACCAUUGCUUAUUUUGUCGCAUCGCACGCUGUGGGAGCAUGUUGGUACUUGCUAGGUAUUCAAAGGGCAGCCAAAUGUCUAAAAGAACAAUGCAUAGUUACAAAAGGUUGUGACCUAAAAAUGUUGGCAUGUGAAGAGUCAUUUUAUUAUGGAACAAGUAGUUUGGUGAAGGAAAAAAAUAGAUUGAUGUGGGGAGAAACAAGUAAUGCAAGAUUUACUUGUCUUAAAAAUGGGCAAAAUUUUGAUUAUGGAGCUUAUAAAUGGACUGUUCAACUUUUCUCAAAUGAAAAUCAUAUUGAGAAAAUAUUACUUCCAAUAUUUUGGGGCCUCAUGACUCUAAGUACAUUUGGGAACUUGGAGAGCACAACAGAUUGGCUAGAACUGAUUUUCAUUAUCAUAGUUCUUACCUCUGGCCUAAUUUUGGUCACCAUGUUCAUUGGAAACAUUAAGGUGUUCUUGCAUGCAACAACAUCAAAGAAACAAGCAAUGCAACUAAAGAUGAGAAAUGUAGAAUGGUGGAUGAGGAGAAGAAGGUUACCUAGAGAGUUAAAGCAAAGGACUAGAAAUUUUGAAAGGCAAAAAUGGGCAGCAAUGCGUGGUGUUGAUGAAUGUGAGAUGAUUAGAAAUCUUCCUGAGGGUCUUAGGAGGGACAUUAAGUACCAUUUGUGCUUGGACUUGGUCAGACAGGUACCUUUAUUUCAACAUAUGGACAGUUUGGUGCUAGAGAACAUAUGUGAUCGUGUGAAGUCCUUGAUUUUCACUAAGGGGGAAACAAUAUCUAGAGAAGGAGAUCCAGUACAAAGAAUGUUAUUUAUAGUAAGAGGUCACCUCCAAAGUAGCCAAUAUUUACGAGAUGGUGUCAAAAGUUAUUGCAUGUUAGGUCCCGGAAAUUUCAGUGGAGAUGAACUAUUGUCAUGGUGUCUCCGGCGACCUUUCGUCGAGCGGUUGCCACCAUCGUCCUCGACGUUGGUGACCCUCGAGACCGUCGAAGCCUUUGGCCUCGAGGCCGAAGAUGUCAAGUAUGUGACGCAACAUUUCAGAUAUACGUUUGUAAAUGAGAAAGUAAAAAGAAGUGCAAGGUAUUAUUCACCAGGGUGGAGAACUUGGGCUGCUGUUGCUAUUCAAUUAGCUUGGGGAAGAUACAAACAUCGAUUGACAUUUUCUUCUCUGUCUUUUAUUAGACCAAGAAGGCCAUUGUCUCGUUGUUCUUCGCUCGGGGAGGAUCGACUAAGACUAUAUACUGCUUUGUUGACUUCACCAAAACCUAAUCUAGAUGAUUUUGAUUUCUAAAAUCAUUUUGAAAAAUAUAGUAUACUUAUAGUAAGUCAUCUGACUUAUGUUUGAUAUAUUUUCUUUGAUUCGAUUAAAGGUUUCAUCUAUUAUGAUCCAAAUUUAUAUUUUUAAUCAAUUGUUUUUCAUGUAUAUUAGUCUAUAAAUUUUUUGAUAUAUGAUCGAGUGA
This is a messenger RNA of Solanum dulcamara, 2734 nucleotides long. RefSeq names its product cyclic nucleotide-gated ion channel 4-like. Lineage: Eukaryota; Viridiplantae; Streptophyta; Magnoliopsida; Solanales; Solanaceae. The record is from RefSeq and is a predicted model, not a curated record. The coding region runs from base 559 to 2565 and encodes 668 amino acids. The transcript is spliced from 8 exons.